GCGUAUCAUUCGGGCGCCUUCGCAGCUCCGUGUCGAUGAGCCGAAUCAGGGCAUGGCAAGGAUGGUUACCCACGAAUCAUGAGCAGUGGGAAGAAGGGCCCCGGGGGCCCGAAAGAGGAACGGCCGAAGCCAGCCUCGAAAGAAGAGAGCCCCGCAGGUUCGGGGACCAGGGAUGAAGGCCAAGGUUCGUCCGGGCCCCCGAGCAAUGGUGUCCCCAGCGCCGAACCGUCCCAGCCGAGCAGCAAACCAGGCUCGGCCGGGGCGACCGCGCGAGAGGCUGCCCAGCGACUCAUGGGGGUGGCGACUCGGGGCGAGUGGGCAGCCGCCGACCAGCUACUCAAGACCCUUGAGAAGGUCUCACAAAAUCAACAGGAGGAUGUGACGUUCGCGCCUCUCGCCGGACUCAUUGACGCGCAAACGGGCAUGACACCACUUAUGUAUGCAGUAAAGGAUAACCGUACUGCAUUUCUCGAUCGAAUGAUCGAACUUGGCGCGGACAUCGGAGCACGUAACAAUGAUAAUUACAAUGCCCUGCACAUCUCGGCGAUGUUCUCGAGAGAGGACGUCGUUAAACUUCUGCUUUCUAAGAGGGGCGUCGAUCCUUACGCGCCCGGAGGACCCAGACAACAGACUGCAGUUCACCUCGUGGCAUCAAGACAGACGGGAACUGCAACGUCUAUUCUUCGAGUCCUUCUGGCUGCGGCAGGACGGGACAUCCGUCUGAAAGCAGAUGGUAAAGGUAAAAUCCCGCUUCUUUUGGCCGUGGAAGCGGGCAACCAGUCGAUGUGCCGGGAAUUGUUGUCCCAACAAGCUCCUGACCAAUUAAAGGCGACGACGCCAUCCGGCGACACGGCAUUACACCUGGCUGCUCGUCGCCGAGACGUCGAUAUGGUCAGGAUACUCGUCGACUAUGGGGCCUCGGUCGACAUGCAAAACGGCACCGGACAAACGGCAUUGCACAUCGCAAGUGCCGAAGGCGACGAGACUCUCGUUAAAUACUUUUACGGGGUGCGAGCCUCGGCCGCCAUAACCGAUGACCUGGACCGGACGCCAAUGCACUUGGCAGCCGAGAAUGGACACGCGUCCAUAAUUGAGCUGCUCGCCGACAAAUUCAAGGCCAGCAUUUUCGAGAGGACGAAGGACGGCUCUACGUUGAUGCACAUAGCGUCGCUCAACGGACACUCGGAAUGCGCGACAAUGCUUUUCAAAAAGGGCGUUUAUCUUCACAUGCCAAAUAAAAAGGGAGCCAGGUCGAUCCACACUGCCGCCAAAUAUGGCCACGUGGGCAUUAUCAGUACACUAUUACAGCGGGGAGAAAAGGUCGAUGCCACAACGAACGACAAUUACACGGCUCUGCACAUCGCCGUGGAGAGCGCGAAACCUGCCGUUGUCGAGACUCUUCUGGGUUACGGUGCGGAGGUGCACGUGCGGGGCGGCAAGCUCCGCGAGACACCGCUUCACAUAGCUGCCAGGGUUCCGGAUGGCGACAGGUGCGCGCUUAUGCUGCUCAAGUCUGGCGCGGGUCCAAACCUCGCGACCGACGAUGGCCAGACGCCCGUCCACGUGGCUGCGAGCCACGGCAACCUCGCAGCUCUUAAACUCCUUCUGGAGGAUGGCGGUGACCCCAUGUUCAAGUCGAAGAACGGCGAAACGCCGCUUCAUCUGGCCUGUCGAGGCUGCCGAGCGGAGGUGGUGCCCCAUCUUAUCGAGUUCGUGAGGGAAAAGAAGGGCGCAGAUGUGGCAACGAACUAUGUGAAUAGUUUGACGUUCGAGGGUGCGAGCGCCCUUCACUACGCAGCUCAAAUCGAACCUACGGAAGUGCUGACCCUGGGUGACGACCGAGCCAUCAUUCGGGCGCUGCUCGAGGGUGGCGCCGACGUCUCUAUGCAGACGAAGCAGGCCCAGGAGUCGGCCUUUCACCACUGCGCCCUUGCCGGCAACAACGAGGUCCUCUCGGAAAUGAUCAGCCACAUGUCCGCGACCGAAGUGCAAAAGGCUCUCAAUCGUCAGAGCGCCGUGGGCUGGACGCCGCUGCUCAUCGCAGCUCAUAGGGGCCACAUGGACAUCGUCAACAAUCUCCUGGAGAACCACGCGAGGGUCGAUGUUUUCGAUCUUGAAGGCAGAUCAGCCCUUCACCUUGCCGCUGAACACGGUUACUUGGAGGUCUGCGAUGCGCUUUUGGCCAACAAAGCUUUCAUCAACUCCAAGUCACGAGUGGGACGCACGGCCCUCCACUUGGCCGCGAUGAACGGCAACACACACCUCGUGCGUUUUCUCGUCCAGGACCACGGCGCGGCUAUCGACGUCCUUACGCUCCGAAAACAAACCCCCCUUCAUCUGGCAGCCGGGGCCGGUCAACUACUAGUCUGCAAGCUCCUGCUCGAGCUUGGUGCGAGCAUCGAUGCGACGGAUGACCAGGGCCAGAAGCCCAUUCACGCUGCAGCGAUGAACAAUUACGCGGAGGUCGCCCAGCUUUUUCUACAACGACAUCCCAGUCUCGUAAUGGCUUGCACGAAGGAUGGCAACACGUGCGCCCAUAUCGCCGCGAUGCAAGGCUCGGUACGGGUGAUCGAGGAGCUCAUGAAGUUCGACCGCCAAGGCGUAAUCUCCGCGCGAAACAAACUGACGGAGGCGACGCCUCUGCAACUCGCAGCCGAGGGUGGACACGCGGAGGUCGUUCGGGCGCUGGUGCGGGCCGGAGCUUCGUGUGCCGAUGAGAACAGGGCCGGCUUCACGGCGGUCCACCUCGCGGCGCAGCAUGGCCACGGCCAGGUCCUUGAGGUCAUGAGGUCGUCACAGAGUCUCAGGAUAUCUAGCAAGAAGCUUGGAGUCACCGCGCUGCACGUGGCCGCCUACUUCGGCCAAGCCGACACGGUUCGGGAAUUAUUGACCCACGUCCCCGGCACCGUUAAGUCCGAUCCACCAACCGGAGGUUCCUUGGUUGGGGAACUUGGAAGCGAGUCGGGCAUGACGCCCCUGCAUCUCGCCGCUUACUCCGGCAACGAAAACGUCGUCAGACUGCUUUUGAACUCCGCCGGUGUCCAGGUGGAAGCUGCGACAACGGAGAAUGGUUUCAACCCACUACACCUCGCCUGUUUCGGUGGGCACAUAACGGUCGUCGGGCUCCUCCUUAGCAGAUCCGCGGAGCUCCUCCACAGCGCCGACCGCUACGGUAAAACGGGCCUGCAUAUUGCAGCGACCCACGGUCACUACCAGAUGGUCGAGGUACUGCUGGGCCAGGGCGCUGAGAUCAACGCAACGGACAAGAAUGGCUGGACGCCGUUGCAUUGUGCCGCACGUGCCGGACACCUCGACGUAGUUCAGCUGCUUGUCCAGAGCGGUGCUUCACCCAAAAGCGAGACGAACCUCGGCAGCGCGCCCAUUUGGUUCGCUGCCUCAGAGGGUCACAACGAUGUCCUUAAAUACCUCAUGGAGAAGGAGCACGACACUUACGCUCUCAUGGAGGACAGGCGGUUCGUCUACAAUAUGAUGGUGUGCAGUAAGAGCCAUAACAAUAAACCGAUCGAGGAGUUCGUCCUGGUUUCUCCGGCACCUGUCGAUACAGCCGCCAAAUUGUCCAAUAUUUAUAUGAAGCUCUCGGAAAAGGAAAAGGAACGAGCUAAGGACUUGAUUGCCGCUGGCAAGCAGUGUGAAUCGAUGGCUACGGAGCUUUUAGCCCUGGCAGCGGGAGCAGACUCGGCUGGGCGAAUUCUUACAUCUAUGGAUAGACGUAACGUGGAAUUUCUCGAUGUGCUCAUUGAAAACGAACAAAAGGAAGUGAUUGCGCACACGGUGGUGCAACGCUACCUCCAGGAACUCUGGCGCGGUAGCCUCAACUGGAACGCCUUUCGCACAAUUCUCCUCUUCAUAGUCUUUGUCAUCUGUCCUCCCGUCUGGGUCGUUUUUGCCCUGCCUCUAGGACAUAAGUACAACAACGUGCCCAUCAUCAAAUUUAUGUCCUAUUUGACCUCCCACAUAUAUCUUAUGGUCUUUCUUGCGCUUGUUGGCAUCAUUCCGGUAUACACGGUGAACCGGAAUCCGUUAAUUCCAUAUUGGUACGAGUGGUGUCUAUUGGUGAUGCUGUCGGGUCUACUACUAUUCGAGCUAACGAAUCCGAGCGAUAAGAGUGGCCUCGGCUGGAUCAAGUUGGCGGUGCUGUUGUUCGGCAUCUUCGGCGUGGCCUUUCAUCUUCUCGGCUACUUCAAUAUCGUCAGUGUCGACAACUACGGGACCCUUCUUUACCUAAGGAACCAACUUUUCGCCCUGAGUUUCCUACUGGCUUGUGUUCAAAUUCUCGACUUCCUUUCGUUUCAUCAUCUAUUUGGACCAUGGGCCAUUAUUAUCGGCAAUCUCAUGAAGGACUUGGCAAGAUUCCUCGCUGUAUUGGCGAUAUUCGUUUUUGGCUUCUCCAUGCACUUUGUCGCCCUUAAUCAGGCGUUUAAAGAGAAGUCGAAUAGAGAUACGAAUAAGCAAAAUAAGCCCGCUUUCUCCGAUGAAAUGGUGGCGCAAAAUUUAACCGAGUGGGAAUUGAUUGACGUGAAUAUUCCACCGCCGCCGAUGCCACAUCGCCGCUUUGGACGCUACAAGAAAAAGAACGAAUGUUGCGACGAAAGCACACGAGAUUUGAAAAUGAAUCCCGUGCUCGCUUUCGAGUACCUCUUCUUCGCCGUUUUCGGACAGACAACCCACAGCGAGCUCAAAGUCGAGCAGAACCAACCCGAGUGGACCUCGAGCCUCUUUAAGCUCGCUUUUGGCAUCUACAUGCUGGUGUCGGUCGUUGUAUUGAUCAAUCUCCUCAUCGCCAUGAUGAGUGAUACCUAUCAGAGGAUUCAAGCUCAGUCGGACAUUGAAUGGAAGUAUGGGCUUAGUAAACUUAUACGUAAUAUGCACAGAACGACCACGGCCCCCUCGCCCCUCAACCUCAUCACUACAUGGAUCGUAUACUUCCUCAAGCAGUGUAAGCAGCGCACCGCGAGCAAAAAGCGACCCUCCCUGGUGCACAUGAUGGGACUUCAGAGAGCGGGUCGCAUGUCGCCACGCUCGAAAAUGGGUGCCAAGUGGCUAUCGAAAGUGAAGAAAGUCCAGGUGAGGCCGAACAAGGACAGCAUUACACUAUCGAUCGUCCACCUCAGUCCUCUCGGUAGCCAGCUCUCAUUCAACAGCGCCACGAGAAUCGAGAGCGUUGUCGACUGGGACGCUAUAAGAAAGAAGUAUCUAGCGCUCACCGGUAACGAGCCGGAGAAAGAGCCCGAGAAGGAGGAAAAGGAUAACGAGGAGGAGCAGGAGGGCCACCACCGUGCCUCAACUGGCAAUGCGUUUGCCGUCAGUCCGGGCGGGGCCCAGUCCUCGAUACCGCCCGUCUAGUUACUCCUUAGAGCCCAGCUAAUCCAACUUAUUAGCGCGCGCGUAGUUACAUAGGCACCGAGCACAACGAUCGUCCACGUAGGUUAAGUGUCGAGGAAAAUGUCGAGCUGAGAUCGACCGAUGCGCCAGGCUUAAUGCAAUGCGACUUUAUGAGAAGCGAGAUGAACCCUUGUGUACAAAGAUGAGAGGAGAGCGACGAACUGCACAACACACGCCUACCACGGUUCGGGGUUUUUAAAUUAGAGAGUAAGUAAGUUUUUGACUGAAGGCCGGCUUGCCGUCGCACAGAGAGACAUUUAGAUCGAGAAGCCUGCGCACUUACAAGAUAAUCUCUUAAUAUAUGAAUGCCAACAAUUUUUAAACUCAACAUUAUCAUCGCUCAAGCUCAUCCGAAAGCAUUUUCUGCUUUGGCUUGCGCUCUUCGAUCGUACAUCAUCGUAUGUUUCACACCAUCAAAUCAUAUACAUCACAGCGAUGCUUUCUCGCUAAUUUAUUUGUUAUUAGUGGGGAAUACGCCGUAGGAAUAUACAUUACUUUUAAAAAUAGGUCCCAAAUAGCUCAAUAAAUUCGUAUAAUUUU
This is a messenger RNA of Ceratosolen solmsi marchali, 5943 nucleotides long. RefSeq names its product no mechanoreceptor potential C (gene nompC). The transcript is spliced from 18 exons. The coding region runs from base 79 to 5364 and encodes 1761 amino acids. Gene Ontology annotation, biological process: calcium ion transmembrane transport. The record is from RefSeq and is a predicted model, not a curated record. Gene Ontology annotation, molecular function: calcium channel activity; protein binding. Gene Ontology annotation, cellular component: membrane. Lineage: Eukaryota; Metazoa; Arthropoda; Insecta; Hymenoptera; Agaonidae.